Paramuricea clavata is the source of this 12240-nucleotide messenger RNA. The record is from the annotation of a GenBank genome assembly. Lineage: Eukaryota; Metazoa; Cnidaria; Anthozoa; Malacalcyonacea; Plexauridae.
UCACGAGUGACGCUCAGCUCAGCUGAUAUCUCCAGUGUGCGCCGGGCUUUAAAGAAUAAGGAUGUUAAUUUAAACAACUAGCUCUGAUAUGCUAUGACCAUGUUUAUCGAAUAUUGAGUAACAAUGUAUAAAAUUAUUGGAAAAUGCAACGGCAUGAUUCGUAUUUAGUAUGCACAUAUAAAAAAUGUCGACUAAAGACUAAAAUUAUUUUGAACUAUAGCUACAAAGGAAUUCUAUGGCUUGACACCUUAAUUGUUUUGCUCUCUAGUCAGUAUAAUAUAUUAACAUGAAAUUCAUUUAUGUACUGACUUUGGCAGUGGCUGCGAGAUCACAGUGUAACGAUAGUAGGGUACCGUUUUGGGUUCCCUGUGACACACGGCCAGGGAAUGGGCAUAGAACAAGAUGGCGGACAGUCAGAAUUUUAUAACUUUAUAUUCUUAGCUUUUUAUGUAUGUUUCACUGUUCAUUUAUCGUCUAUUAAAAACGUAACAUGGUGUCAGGAGUAAAACUAGUCUAUGUGGAUGGACGUUAGCGUUGAUACGGUCGGAAACGACGAAGAAACAAGCGAAAACUCAACGAGAAUGGCGUAUUUUCAGAUACCUCCUCCGGACGUGCUUAAUUUAAAUGAUGGUUCAACGGCUUCGAACUGGCGCGAAUGGAAGUCCGCUUGGAGCAAUUACACGUUGGCGACAAAGCUUGAUAAAGAAGACGAGGCACGUCAGGUAGCUACACUUCUAGCAGUAAUAGGAAAAGAAGCAAACAAAGUAUUUAGGACAUUUGUUUGGGGGUCAGAAGAUGAUUCUAAGAAAAUUGAUCUAGUCAUAACGAAGUUCGAGGAAUACUGUAUUCCAAGACAGAAUGUGACAUAUGAACGUUUUCGUCUGUUUACGCGUGAUCAAGGGCCCACAGAAACCGUAGACCAGUACAUGAUGGAGCUGCGUAGAAUUUCUGCAAACUGUGAUUUGGAGUCGAUUACACCAGAUCAAAUAUUGCGAGACCGACUUGUUACUGGAAUUAGGGAUGCAAAGGUACGCGAACGAUUACUUCGAGACAAUAAACUUACCUUAGAGAAAGCACUAGACAUUGUGCGAGCUGCUGAGAGUACGACAGCUCAAAUGAAGGAGAUGAAUUUAGAGGCUGGAAUACAUGCUGUCCGGCAGACACAACAACAUGACGGGUCCAAAGCAGAUGUACCAAAAUCGGAUAAAGCGGUAAUAAAGGAUUGCAAAUAUUGUGGUCGCGAUCAUGAGAAGCGUAAAUGUCCGGCAUUUGGCCAAACAUGUAGAAAGUGUGGAGUAAAAAAUCAUUUCGCAGUUAAGUGCCAAGCUAAAAGUAAAGUUUCUGCUGUGCAUGAUCAAGAUCGAUUUUAUUUGGGCACCACCAAAACGGGUGAAAAGGAAGUUCGUUCAACUGUAACUUUAACAAUGUUAAAUGAAGUAGAUGAUGUACCAAAUGGAGAUGUCCAAUUUCUUAUGGACACUGGGGCAGAAUGUAAUGUACUACCAUUGAAUGUGUACCAGAAAGUGACAGGUGAUAAAGAACUAAAUAAAUUAGAUAAGAACAAACGUUCAGUGCUCGUUUUAGCCAAUGGAUUUGAACAGCCUAUUGAAGGUCGGGCCAUGGUGAGAGUAAGUCGAGGUACUCAGACCCACAAACUUGUUGUGAAUGUAGUAAAAGGACAAGGGUACGAGCCAAUCCUAUGCAAGCAGACCUUGAUAUGAUUGACAUGGACAUGAUAAAGAUCCUUGAUUCCGACCAAAAACCCCGAGUAAGUGUAGUAACAGCAGGAUGCGACCCUUUGUUACAAGAGUUUAAUGAUGUCUUUGAAGGUCUUGGAAAGCUCGAAGGACAAUACACGAUUGUCACAGAUCCAUCAGUGAAGCCUGUGGUACAUCCGCCUCGCCGUUUGCCAGUAGCAUUAAUCGAUCAAGUCCAAGAAAAGCUUGACAACAUGGUAAAGGAUGACAUUAUUGCAAAAGUUGAUCAACCCACUGAUUGGGUCUCCAGCAUGCUCGCUGUCCGAAAACCGACGUUGGGACCAGACGGAAAAGUUGAUAUUCGCAUUUGUCUUGAUCCAAAAGAUCUAAAUGGUGCAAUAAAACGUGAACAUUUCCCAAUGCCUACUAUUGAAGAAGUUGCUACGCGAUUAAAUCGGGCGAAAAUUUUCAGUGUGUUUGACGCCAGUAAUGGAUUUUGGCAAGUAGAACUCGAUCCAGCGUCCAGCCGAUUCACUACUUUCAACACUCCAUUCGGGCGGUAUUGUUGGAAACGUAUGCCGUUUGGUAUAAGCAGCGCACCAGAAGUAUGGCAGCGAAAAAUGCACGAACAUGUUGAAGGGUUACAUGGGGUGGAAGUGAUAGCGGAUGAUUUUGUUGUGGUUGGGUUUGGAAGUACCCCAGAGGAGUGGAAUGCUGACCAUGACCGCAAUGUCCGUGCUUUUCUGGAGCGCUGUCGGGAGAAGAACCUGAAGCUCAAGAAAGAAAAAGCUCAGUUAAGGAAGACGGAAGUGGCAUUUAUCGGACACAUAUUAACCCCAGAUGGUUUGAAGCCUGAUCCAAAGAAAGUAGAGGCCAUCAACGACAUGCCUCAUCCUACAGAUGUGCAGUCUCUACGAAGGUUCCUGGGUAUGGUAACCUACCUAGCCAAGUUUUUGCCAUGUCUUUCUGAUGAAACGGAAGUGUUGAGGAAGCUCACAGAGAAAGAUGCCGAGUGGUGUUGGUUAACCGCACACGAAGAAGCCGUGGUCCGAAUCCAAAGAAUGAUCAGCACUGUGCCAGUGCUUGCCUACUAUGACGUCACAAAGCCCGUAACUAUACAGUGUGAUGCCUCCCAAACCGGUCUUGGAGCUGCUCUUCUACAAGAUGGCCACCCAAUUGCCUACAGCUCUCGAGCACUAACAGCAACUGAGCGCAACUACGCGCAAAUAGAGAAAGAGCUCUUAGCCAUUGUCUACGCAUGCGAGAAGUUCGACCAAUACAUUUUCGGAAAGAGCGACGUAGUGGUAGAAUCAGACCACAAGCCACUGGAGACUAUAUUUAGAAAACCCAUUCACAGCGCACCGAAGAGGUUGCAACGGAUGCGAUUACGACUACAAAGCUACGAUAUCCGAGUCGAAUACAAGAAAGGAACCAUGAUGUAUCUGGCUGAUACGCUCAGUUGAGCGUAUUUGAAUGUCAGCGCAAAACAAAGAGAGUCUUGUGAUGUAUGAGCAGUGAAAGAACAAGUAUUUUCAGCUGAACUCGAACAGUUAAAGCAUGAUGAAGACCUAAAUGUUCUCCCACGAAAAUUGAAGAGACUGCGGGAAGAAACAAGCAGAGAUGAGGAGCUCAAAAUUCUGAUCCACUUUAUCACUCAUGGUUGGCCUGACAAUCGUAAGGAAGCAUCCAAACUCGAUAAUCCCAGUAAGAGAGUUUUCCAUUUAUACUGGAACAGUCGUGAUGAAUUGACCUAUGAAGAUGGCAUUGUGUAUAAAGGACACCGCGUGGUGAUACCUGCGGCAGAGCGUCAAAAUACCAUGAAAAGCUUGCAUCAAUCACACAUCGGUAUCGAAGGCACUUUGAGACGAGCACGUGACACCGUCUACUGGCCUGGAAUUACGGCAGUUCUUAAAGAUUACAUAUCCAAAUGUGGAAUUUGUAACAGAUAUCGACCAGAACAAUGCAAAGAACCAUUGCACCCUCACAAAGCGCCCGAAAUACCAUGGGAGAAAGUCGGCGUAGAUUUAUUUGAGUUGGACGGACAGACAUUCCUAAUAGCGGUGGAUUAUUAUUCUGGGCUGUUUGAAGUUCAAGACAUGACAAGUACAGUGGCAUCGCGUGUCAUCACCGUACUGAAGUCGUGGUUUGCUCGACACGGUAUUCCUAUUACAGUGAUGAGCGAUAAUGGCCCGCCAUUCAACAGCGAAAGUUUUAAAGACUUUAGUGACGAAUGGGAUUUUAACCAUAUUACCUCUAGUCCUCACCACCCACAAAGCAAUGGAAAAGUUGAGAAUGCUGUAAAGACCUGCAAAUCAUUGUUAAAGAAAGCUCGCGACGACAAACAGGCUCCACUCCUCAGCAUACUCGAAUGGCGCAAUACACCAACCGAAGGCAUGGGUGCUUCUCCCGCCCAGUUACUGUAUGGUAGACGUACUCGAACACGUCUUCCUGUUGCAAAGAAACAGUUGAAACCGACUCUUAUCGAAGGAGUGACGAAGAAGAUGGAGAAAGGCAAAGAGAAGCAAAAGAAAUAUUUUGAUCGACAGUCGCGGAAGUUGAAAAGGCUGUCAGCAGGCGAUGUCAUCCGAAUGCGUUGUCCGGGUGAUUCAAGAUGGUCUCUUGGUAAGGUCAUUGAAGUUAUGGGUUUUCGAUCUUACCUGGUUGAGGUCAAUGGAAGAAGAUAUCGUCGAAAUCGAAGGCAUUUACGUACGACCGCAGAGCAGUUACCUUUACAAACCGAACUGUCCGAUGCAGAUGAGCCGUUGACUGACGACGAAUCAAUCAACGAGCCCCCUGAAGUAGAUACAAUGGGAGGCCAGAGACAUGGGGAAGAUGGUAAUGUACGCCGCUCGGGGCGAAGCCAUCGUGCUCCAAAACGUUUUGAAGAUUACGAGUGCAAUUGACACUAAACCUUUAAAUAAACUAGUUAUAGGUUUGAACCGAAUGUGAUCGGUUGAUUACAUAGAACAGUUAUCGAACUUGUUUAUGAUAACGCAUAGCUAAUUCGAACAAUCGAACAGUUUCCGUUGAGUUUUGUUUUGAAGCUAUAAUUAAGAAACUUAAGGAGAAGAGAUGUAACGAUAGUAGGGUACCGUUUUGGGUUCCCUGUGACACACGGCCAGGGAAUGGGCAUAGAACAAGAUGGCGGACAGUCAGAAUUUUAUAACUUUAUAUUCUUAGCUUUUUAUGUAUGUUUCACUGUUCAUUUACCGUCUAUUAAAAACGUAACAGCACCAAUAUGGUUUUAGGAAAAAUAGAUCAACCGAACUUGCAAUAAUUGAACUUGUUGAAAAAAUUACAAAAGGUAUAGAUGGAGGGAAAUAUACAAUAGGUAUUUUCCUUGAUCUAUCAAAGGCAUUCGACACAAUUAACCACAGGAUUCUGAUUAAAAAACUAGAAUAUUAUGGUAUAAGAGGUAACUGCCUAGAAUGGUUUAAAAAGUAUUUGGAGAAUAGAAAACAAAUCGUUAAGUACAACAAUGUAAAAUCAAAUGAAAUGAUAAUAAAAAGUGGUGUCCCACAAGGAUCAAUACUUGGGCCACUGCUGUUUCUAUUAUAUAUAAAUUAUAUUCAAAACUGCAGUAAAAUAGUUUCUAUUAUUCUAUUUGCAGAUGAUACUAAUGUAUUUUAUAGUCAUACCUGUCUAAAAACACUUAAUGAAAUAAUGCAAAUAGAAAUCAAUAAAAUAUCGGAUUGGCUGAAUAUAAAUAAAUUAUCUAUAAACACGGCGAAAACUAAAUUUAUGUUAUUUAGAUCAUCAAAGAAAAAACAAAAACAUAAUGCAACUAUUUCUAUAAAUGAACAAAUAAUUAAGCAAGUUAAAGACACUACAUUUCUAGGCGUUGUUAUUGACGAGUGCUUAACCUGGAAAGAAGAUAUUAAUUUAAUCUCUAAAAAAAUUAUAAAAGCAUCAAGUAUCAUUUCCAGAAUACGUCAUUUUACCAAUCUUAAUACUCUGAAGCUAGUUUAUUAUGCACUGGUCUAUCCAUAUCUGAUUUAUGGGAACCUAAUCUGGGGUAAUACGUAUAAAACUAGAAUUCAAAAGAUAAUGAAUAUACAAAAGAAAAUUAUGCGCAUAAUGACUUUUAAGUCAUACUCUGAACACACUGAAACUAUUUUCAAACAUUUAGAAAUACUAAACAUUUUUCAAAUGAAUGACUUUUUAACCAGUUUAUUCAUGUUUCGAUAUUUUAACUUAAAAAAUUUACCCGAAGCAUUCACCAACUAUUUCACAGUUAAUAAUGAUGUUCAUCAAUACAAUACAAGGAAAAAAUCACAGCUUCAUAAAUCUUAUAAAAGAACCAAUUAUGUAAAACAUACUCUUUCAAACAAGGGAGUUGAUAUUUGGAAUGGUUUAGAAAAAAAAUAUAAAAAUAUUAGAUCCCUUCAAUCUUUUAAAAAAAUAAUUAAAAAGCACCUCUUACAAAACUGCAGUACUUAAUCUUAGACUUAAUAGACUAAACGACAAUUUCAUGUAUUUUGAACUUCUUGAAGUUUCUAUACGCAUACAUUGCAACUAUAUAUAUGCAUGUAUAUACAUAUGCGUGUAUAUAUGUGUGUGUAUAUGUGUAUAUUAUAUAUAUGCAUGUUAACAUAGGUAGUGGUUAUACAUGUAAUUUACGUUGCUAUAUACUAUAUGUAUAAUCAAUUGAACAAUCAACUUUGUAUAUAAGAUUAUAGACUAUAGUUAUUAAUUGUUUUGUUUUGAAAGUUUUGAACUGCCAAAAACUAUAAAUAGUUAAUCCUAAUCUAGGGGCCUUAAUAAAAAGCCUGUCAAGGUUUCUAGUAGGCUCCUAGCCCUUAUAAUAAUAUAAUAUUGUAAAUAGCUUAAUAUAUAUAUACAUCUAUUUGGAGGGCAAAUUAAAAUUUAAAAAAAAAAUUUAAAAAAAAACAGAAGUAGCUUCACGAAUACUUUGAUUGUCAAUACAAAUCGACAGAACCUUAUGAGGUUUCUUUUUAGGAGAAUGGAAAACAACGAAAUUGGUCUUUUCAAUAUUUAAAGCCAGUCUUUUAAAUAUUUAAAGCCAGUCUAUUCGCAUUCAACCAUUGUGAAACAUUUUUCAAUUCAAUGUUUAAAGUAGUUUGAAUCAAGUCGAGAUUUUUGGAUGAAAAGAAUAUGUUUGUAUCAUCAGCAAAUAAAUGAAAUACCAAUCGAAUGGAACAAUACGGCAGGUCAUGAAUAUAAAGUAAGAAAAGUAAGGGUCCCAGAACUGAUCCCUGCGGUACUCCACAAGAAAUAGCUUUAAGGCUUGAGUUAAUACCGUUAAUUGAUACAUAUUGAUUUCUACCUGUCAAAACGGACUUAAACCAUUUAUUAACAACACCUCUAAAUCCAUAAAAUUCAAGUUUGUUUAAAAGAAUAUGAUGGUUAAUGGUAUCAAAGGCCUUUUUGAAGUCUAUGAAUAAACCAACUCCAAAAGAACCUUUGUCAAGAAACUCCUUCAAAUUUUCAAUAGUACUUAAUAAUGCAUGUGAUGUAGAACGAUUAGCUCUAAAUCCAAACUGAAAUUCAUUAAGAAUAUUGCGAUACUCUAAAUAAUUAUGUGCUCUUUUAUAAACUAAUUUUUCAAAACUUUUGCUGAAAAUUGAUAAAACUGAUAUUGGUCGAUAAUUACUCAUGUCAGUUCUAGAACCCUUUUUAAAUAUUGGCGUAACUUUAGCUAUUUUAAGUUUGUCAGGGAAUAUGCCAUGUAAAAAAGAAUCAUUAAUUAUUUUUGAAAGACACAGAGAAAUAUUAUUAUUGAGUAUCUUCAAAAGUUAAAUGGGUAUGCUAUUCGGUCCAGCUGACUUGCUACAAUUAAGAGAUGAAAUAACUGACGAAAUCUCAAAUUCAGAAACAGGGGAAAAAUAAAACGAAUUACCAUAAUGACCCUUCAAAACAGAUGUGAAUUGGAUUGAACUCAUAGGAACAGAUUUCUCUGUUUGUUUACCUACAUUGACAAAGAAAUCAUUAAAAGUAUUAGCAACAGCCUCCGAGUCAGUUAUUAAGUUACCGCCAUUAAGAUGAAUUGCAGCUCUAAGAUUAUUAUCACUAAAAUUAAUAAUAGACUUAAUACCUGACCACCGCUUCUUCAUAUUAUUCUGAUUUUGAUUAAAAUAUUUAUGGUAAUAUUGUUGUUUACUAUUUCUAAUAUCCCUUACAACUCUAUUACGAAAUGAUAAAAAUAACUGCUUUGUUUGAAUGUUGUCUGAUUUAAACUGUUGUCUAAAGAGUUCAUCUCUAAAUUUAAUCUUCUUUUGAAUGUCAAAAUUAAUCCAAGGUUUUGAUCUCAACUUAGUUUGCUUUUUAGAAAGCUUACGAUGAGGAACACUCUGACUAAUAAAGUCUGAAGUUUUUUUCAAAAACAUAUCAAAUUUAUUAUUACAGUCAAUAUCAGGAUUAUCUAAGUAUAUCCAAUCAAAAUUGGAGAACUUAUUGAUAAAAGAACGUUCAUCAAUUUUACUAAAAUCGUAAAAUUCAGAAUUUAAAGAUUUAUAGUAAAUUUUCAAAUCAUUAAGUAAAAGAAAUUGAGCAAAAUGAUCAGAUAAAUUAGUCACAAUAUUACCACUUAUGCAAUGAUGAUUAAUAGUAUUACCAUAUAUAUUAUCAAUCAAUGUUGCAGAAUUCUCUGUAACAUGAGUUGGCUGAAGAAUUUAAGGUAAAAAGAAAUUUGCAUUCAACGUAUUGAGGAACUCAUUUGUUUCAUUAUGUCGGUCAAAGUCUAAUAGGUUAAUAUUAAAAUCGCCUAUCAUAAAAAUUUGUUUGUUCUCAUUGGAUAUUUUUAGAAAUACAGACUCAAUGUGUUCUCUAAAUUUUCUCAGGUCAGAAGAUGGGUGAUAAUAUAUACAUGAACAUAAUAUAUCGAUCAAUUCGAAACUUCACCAUCCCCCCCCCCCCGGGCAUACCCCGGGAAUUUGACUUCAAGUCUUCUCCAGGGAGUAGGGAAUUUGACGUUCUAAGUCUUCCAUGUGGUGGGGUUGAUAACGGGGUGGGGAAUUUGAACCGGAAGUCUUAAAAUAAUAGGUUUUGUUUGUGGAAACACCACGUAAAUUUAUUACUGCAAAGCUUUCGAUCCGUAAGCCCGGAUCUUCAUCAGUGCUAAUAAUAUGUCGAAGAAGAAGAUGAAGAUCCGGGCUUACGGAUCGAAAGCUUUGCAGUAAUAAAUUUACGUGGUGUUUCCACAAACAAAACCUAUUAUAUUUUAUCACCAUGCAAACAUACAAAGAAGUCUUAAAAUGUUGCCCGUUUUCGCGUGCUCCCUGCAUGCACAGAAAAUACUUUGUAAUGGCGGCAAAUACAGUUUUCUCAGAUUUCGAGGGAAACAGCCUCAAUUUUGUGAAAAAACUGGCUCAAAGAAACGGGCAUGGAAAAUCUAUGUGUUUCAUUUGAAGGUAUGUACUACAUAACGUGUAAAACUGUUAAAUUUCCACAAGGUAUCCAAACUGUUUACGCGAAUUUCGCUAUCUUGUCGAAAACAUUUCCGUAUAUUUUGUACUUUUUGUAUUUACUGUUUCAUAAUUUUCAUAUGAAGGUGGGGCAUUUGAACGCUUAAUUUCUUGUUACAGUGGGGCAUUUAAAGACAUUUUUUGCACAGAGGGUGGAGAAUUUGAUCAGUCAAAUUUCAAAAAGUUCAAAUUCCCGGGGUCGGCCCGGGGGGGGAUGGCGAAGUUUCGAAUUGAUCGAUACAUAAUAUGUUUUUACCCUUGGAGUUCUUGAUUUCAAUCCAUAAAGUUUCAAAAUCAUCGGAUAUGCAACUAAGAUCAGACUUUCAUUAUGUAUAAGUGAGUUACUUAUAUACAUAGCAACCCCACCAGCAGAUAAUUUAGUUGGUUGGGUAUAUAAAUCAUAUCCACAUAGAUUAUUGUUCAUCUUAAACCCCUUGUUAAUGAGUUCUCUAGUCUCGGAUAUUCCUAUAAUAUGAAAUGGAAUAUCCAUAGUAUAUAAAAGAGAUUGCAAUUCAUCAAAAUGAGCAUCAAGGCUUCUAAGAUUAAUAUGAAAUAAAGAAAAUGUAUUGAUGUCAAAAUACCUCUUUAAAGUGUUUAAAUCAUCCAUAUAAUAAUAUUGAGAAUUAACUGGGUUGGGCAUCAUACUUUCAUUAUCAAAGUCACUGAGAUUAGGCCUUGAAGACAAUUUGGAUAAUACAUCAAAUGAUGGUGGAAAGUCAAGACUAGUAGGUCUAUCAUAUGAUAGUAUUUUUACAAACUCAAAAUCAUUUAAAUUAGAAAAUGGAAAGUUAUAGGCCAGACAAAAUCUACAUAGCCACAUGUUAUCAGAACAGGCAUGUAGGUAGUCAGCUGGGCCAAAGGACAUACAUCUUGGGUGAAAUAAUAAAUCGCAAGUAGAACAUAUUAGAACUUUUUGGUUAUUCCCAAUUUGAAAACUGCACAUAUUGCAGUUCAUAGGAAUAUUUGAUAUGUUACUAGCCAUUGAGAUACUUAGGUAAUUUAAUAUUCACAACAACAACACACAUGUAUGGCUUAAAACGCCAAUAUAGUUUCAACGUGCAGGCACUUGCCUAUCCUUUACUACUAACUUAUCCAGUACAAAAUAUGCGAUCUUGCCUUGUUCUUUGGCUUCUCUAAGUCGAGGUAAAAGAUCUUUCCUUAUCUUCAUAGUUUCCUCGGUGACAUCUUCACUGACGAAUAUGCCAGUCGGUCGUAAUCGUCUUGCAGCUUUUAGGAUAGACUCUUUAACUUUCCAAUCAUAAAGAUUGCAUAUCACUGUUCUAGGUCUAGAGGGGAUGGAGCCAUCAAGAUUCCUUUUACGACCUGUUCUAUGCGCUCGUUUGAACUGUGGCUCUAUUUCGAGAUUGAGUCUGUCCUUCGAGAUUUUUCUAGCUUUCUCUUCGGUUUGUUCCCAUGUUUCGUUGAAAUCUUCUGGGAUUCCAUUUAUUCUAAUAUUGUUACAUCUACUUUGGUUUUCAAGAUACAUCAGUUUGGACUUUAUCUUUGUCAUUUCAAAUAAAUAAAUAAAUUAUCAAAUAAAUUAUCUAUAAAUUAAUUAAUUAAUAUCUAUAAGCCAAAUAAAUUAUCUAUAAACUUGAAGAAAACCAAUUUUAUGAUUUUUAAACCGAAGCAAAAAAAGUAUUACGUUAAUCCCAAAAUUGCCUUAAAUAACCAUGAAAUAGAUUUGGUCAAUGAAGCUAGCUUUCUUGGGGUAAUCUUAGGGAAAUACCUCCAAUCUUCAUUUGUGAAAUUUGAGCAUGUGGUUCGAUAAAAUUUGAAUUUGCCGCGAUUAUAUAAACGGAAUUAGAAUGCUGAUAUAAAUAUAUUUAUAUAUAUUUAUAGCAUUUAUACUUCAACAAAUGCUACUGUAAAAGUUUUAUAUUUGAAUCAGACUUAUUCAUGUUUAUUAAUAUAUUUGUAUAUCCCAAGUGCCAACUGUAUAUGCCAGAUUAAUUGUAAAUUGUCAGCCAUAUUUAAUUUCAAUUCAAUUUUUUUUCAAUUCAAUUUAUUACAAGUUAAAAACAAACAAGUUACACACUACACUAACCCGCAAGUAGUUAAAAACUAAUCUAGGCGGGUAUAGUGUUGAUUAGAAAAUUUAACUACUUGCUCAAAUCAGCAGCAGUAUUUAUUCAUAUGUUUUGUUUAAAUUAAACAAUUUUCAUUUUGAGAGGCCUUGCACCAGUCAAUGUAUUAAAAUCUGUUAGCCUUUAGACAUGCUUUAGUGUAAUGCCAGGAAAAUUAUCCAUGUUUUUUCUAUUAAUUAAACAUAACUAUGUGAUGGUAUUCAAAUUAACCAGACUCUCUGCUAGCUUACAUUUCAUGCUAACUUGUUAAGAUGAAUGUGCUCAACUUUCAGUACUUUUUUAUUUUACCUUGUCUAACACCAGAUCAUUUUACUUGAAAGAGAGUGGACAACUUUGAUAGGUUACCUUGCUGUCUCCCUGUGUUUUGUGUAAACUCAAUAAGACCCAAUUCACAAAUUCACACUAAUGUGCUCUAUUUCAAAGCUCACUAUUUGCCCUGUUAAUACCAGACUAUUUUGCAUUAUUUGGCGUUAGCACAUUUAGAUGUAAUUCACCCUAACACUCAAUCCCCACUUUCAGUACUUUGAUAUUUAUCAGAUGAUUUUACUCAUCAAAAUGAAUGUUGGUCAUUGAAAGGUUAAUAAUUAACUGCAAAAGCUGCUGUGUGGCAUAUUUAGAAGCAAUGUGCCCUACUUUUAGUACUUUGUUAUUUUACUGUGUUUAUUCUAUUAAAGUGCUAGACUUUCCACUUAGAGUAAAAUAAUAAAUUGGGUGCAUUUGGGCAUAUUUAAUGGGUUAACAAAACACAUUGGAAUGGUAUACAUAAAAGAAAUGUAUUUGUCUUUUUACAGCUAUCAACAAAGUAUGGAUGUAAGGCCUCAGAGGUUCAUCAACAUAUGAGGACAAAUAUAAACAACAUGGGAAAGUGUUGCAAAGUACAGAAAAGCAAACAAGAACAAGAACUUAUUUGAGGACUAUGUUUUGAGGCCAGUUUUAAACUUAACUUUAAAUGUCAAUUAUGGUUAUUACCUAUGGGUUUAGCCCAUUAAGUGCCAGCGCUCUGACGAGUAAAACCGUCUGGCAUUAGACAGA